AUGUAUUCAGGAUUAUACUAUGCUUUGGGUAGCAUCAUGUGUACCAUUGGUAUACUAGCAUUGAUACUACUGGUGAGAGCAAUGUUUUACCCAAAGUCAUAUGCGAAAAAGGUGUUUACAGCAACCAUCGUAUUGGCAAUGUUUUCAAGAGGUGUAUACUUUCUCCUCAGUCCAAUCAUUAUCAAUGGUGAAUUGGAUUCAUUUCCAUUAAAUGCGUUCCUCUUUUGGACAUACUUUAUGUUGUUUGUAUCAUGGGCAGACUUUUAUUAUCAGGCAUCAGUAGGAAGAGAAUCAAACUUUUUCAAGAGUAGAGCAGCUGUUUGUCUGUUGACUCUGUUUAUGUUUGGUUCCGUCGUAGCAAUAGCAAUAUUCUUUUUUAUAUCAACAAGUGAUGAUGAGUGUAAAAGAGUUGAUUUAGGAACUACAUUUUUCAUAGCAUCACUUAAUUUAAUAACGGCGGCAUUGUUUGGUAUCUAUGGUUUAAAGAUUUACCAUUUGAUCGAUGAAUACAAGGUGGUUUUGAAACGAGUACAUUCGUGGAAGAUCAAAGCUAUCACUUGGAUUUGUUCAUUGUGUUUCCUCGCUAGAUCCUUUAUGAUGGUAUUCAGUGUUGUUAAUUUAUCUGAUAAUCCAGAUACAAAGGCAUAUAGUGUCGAUUGGUAUUGGUUAUAUCAACAACAACAACAACAACAACAACAACAACAACCAUUCUUUCAUAUAUAUGUAAAUAGUUUAAUUACAUACCUUGAAAUGAACAGCUCUUCUGCAUCCUUGGAAUAUAUUAUAGAUAGUUAA
Molecule: messenger RNA, 795 nt
Organism: Cavenderia fasciculata
Lineage: Eukaryota; Evosea; Eumycetozoa; Acytosteliales; Cavenderiaceae
Exons: 7
Coding region: 1-795 (264 amino acids)
Source: RefSeq, a predicted model, not a curated record